Messenger RNA from Peronospora matthiolae, 558 nucleotides. NCBI's taxonomy places the organism in Eukaryota, Oomycota, Peronosporomycetes, Peronosporales, Peronosporaceae. The record is from the annotation of a GenBank genome assembly.
AUGGCGGUCAAGCGCAUUUUGCGAUACUUUCAAGGGACUAAGUCGCACGGCAUCUGUUUCAAGUCUGAUGACAAGAUAGACUUCUGCGGCUACUCGGACGCAGACUGGGCCGGCGACUAUGCAAACCGAAAGUCGACUUCGGGAUAUGCGUUUAUCUUGAUGGGUGCUCCGGUGAGCUGGGGAAGCAUAAAGCAGUCAAGUGUGUCGUUGUCAACAAAUGAAGCUGAGUACAUUGCACUAAGUCUGACGAUUCAAGAAGGCAAGUGGGUGUAUCGAUUGCUGUGCGAGAUUCUGGAUGCCGCAGAGUACAAGUCUGGACCCGAGCUCAAGAUCAUGGAAGAUAACCAAUCGUGCAUCAACAAUCCUGUGAACCAUGGUCGGGCCAAGCACAUCGACAUCAAGUACCAUCACAUUCGUGAUGAAGUCAAGCGUGGUGAUGUCAAUUUAAAUUACUGUGAGACUACGAUUAUGUUGGCGGACAUCAUGACCAAGGGACUGCCAGGACCGCGUCACAAGGACUUGACGGCAGCGCUCGGCAUACACGCGUGUUUGCAUUGA